This is a messenger RNA of Planococcus citri (citrus mealybug), 2924 nucleotides long. Its product is annotated as fibroblast growth factor receptor substrate 3. NCBI's taxonomy places the organism in Eukaryota, Metazoa, Arthropoda, Insecta, Hemiptera, Pseudococcidae. The transcript is spliced from 4 exons. Gene Ontology annotation, molecular function: fibroblast growth factor receptor binding; transmembrane receptor protein tyrosine kinase adaptor activity. Gene Ontology annotation, biological process: fibroblast growth factor receptor signaling pathway. The record is from RefSeq and is a predicted model, not a curated record. Gene Ontology annotation, cellular component: cytoplasm. The coding region runs from base 579 to 1568 and encodes 329 amino acids.
UCCGCACUUAGCCGACGAAAUGCGAGUUGAUUAUUUCUAAUUAUCCUUUUACUCCGAUUUGUUCUUGUUGAGGCACACAUUUCAGUGGAAAUGUAAUUUUACAAAAUUCGUGAGUUGCAACGUGAAUGACGAAUUGACGACGAAAACACUACGAAUUCGGAAUUACGAACAUAUACGCAUCAACAAACGUCUCGCUCAUCUCAAUUCGAAGAUUUGUGAUAACGAUAACUAACGUUGCAACCUUGCAAUCAAAUGCACAGCUCUCAGUCUCAAUUUAGUGCUGUUUCGGCUUAAUUAAAACAAAUUUAAACUUACACUUCGUUAAAUUUCAAUGAGACUACAUGUUGUGUUUCUUCUGUUACAUUUGUAAUCGUUAUUUAUAGUGAUAAUCAGUGUAAUUACACCUUCACCAAUGAUUUCUUAGAAUCUCGUCGGAAUCACUUUUGACGGCCGUUUUCGAAGAAGUGAGCAUUUCUAUUAUGUCGUUAAUUUAAUUUCUGAAUUACUGCACUAGAUUCAAUUGAAUUUAACUGGCUAUAUAGUAAUAGCUAUCGAACUUACUUCUAGAAUGCUCAAAAAUGGGUUGCGCUUUCCGGAAACCAGAAACUGUUGAUCCUCCUGAUCUUGAUACUAAUGAUGAAGAGGAUGACGGAAACUUCUUUGGUGUUACUAACAUUGAUCAGGAGGGAAAUGAUCACUUACCGGGUAAAAUCGAAGUUACUCCGGAGUUCCUGAUACUCCAUCAACCGAGAAGACCGCCAAUUCAAUGGCCUAUUCGUACUCUUCGUAGAUACGGUUUCGAAUUUAAUAUUUUUAGUUUCGAAGCGGGUCGUCGUUGCCCAACCGGUGAAGGAAUAUUCGCAUUUAGGUGUGUUCAAGCUGAGCAGCUGUUUCGACUACUACAAGCUAAUAUACAAAGGAGCUGUGGUAAUCUUAAUGUGCCGCAUGGUGAUAUUUCGCAAAGUAAUUACCUAGAACCUAGAGCUGUCCCUAUGAAUCGUUAUCGUCUAGAAAGUGUCGGUAGUUCAAGUAGUUGUCCUCAUACUCCUGUUUCUCCGGGUCUAGUAUCGUCUCCUAUAUACAAUUUCGAGGAAAGAGACAUCAAAACGAAGAGCGAUGAUAAGAAAAAUUACUCUCCGGUAAAAGUUAAAAAUUCAGCUACUAGUAGUCCCCUCUACAUAAACGUUGAAACUGGAAUGGACGACGACGGAAAAGCCAGCAGUUCUCAAAAUCCUUACUUGUGUUUACCUGAGAAAUACAACAAACAUUACUUAGAAUUGCCUCCAGGCAAACUUUACAUGGAUUUGCCUGCGGUUGAAGGGCACGUUGAAGAGUCUCCUGAAAAUAAAUUAGAAUACAUUUUGGUUGACGUGGAUUCUAAUAAAAAACCUUCUUCGCCAGCCGGACAACGUCCUACUGAAGCGAGUAAAGUUUCUGUAGGAUAUACGACAAUUGAUUUCCAAAGAACUUGGGCUCUCCUUCAAAGCACUAAACCAAAUAUUGAAAACGACAUCGGUUGUAAGAGGAGAACUAGACAUAAUUCAAAUCUUUUUGGAGUUCAUCGAUAAAUUGGUUGUUUGUAAUGCCGCUAUUAUUUUCUUUUUUAUUUGAAUUUUUGUACGUUAUUUAUUUUUAUUGGACGUUGUUUUCGCAUAAAAUCAUUACUCAGGGAGUGUUUAACCUUCUAAAUUGAUUGUUUGUGCCAUAUUUAGUUUUCAGUUCUACAAAAUGUUUUUUACUAUCCUAUAUUUUUUUGUUUUUUUUUUUGGUUCUCGUUUCUCUUACCAAAAGCAACAAAAAAAAUGUUAUAUUUAUAUUGAAAAUGGGGGUUGUUUGUUAGGACCUGAUAAUAAACUACUUAAUUUUAAAUACCGUAGCUAUUUUUGUUAAAUACUCACGUCGGAACUUAUUGUGUGAUGCUAUGAUAAUUGGUUUAAUUUUUAUUUGUGUGUUAUUAUGUGCAUGAUAUUAUUUGUUAUAUUCUUAAGUGGGCGGUAUUCUAUAAUGUUCUACUUCGACGAAUUAUUAUUUACAUCGAAUUCGCCUUCGUCUUAUUCCAGGUAUACCUGCCAACACGAUUCAAAUGAAUGAAAUGGACAUGAAUUUCGUCUGUAACUAGUCAAGAUAAACGUAGUCAUAUUGUCAUAAAAACUGAAUCUAUAUUUUUACUGUCCAUUUUUCCUUUUAAUAAUUUGAUACGCAAUGCGCAGUAUACCUGAAGACGAUUUCGAAAUCGUUUUAAUGUACCUACCUUACAAUAUCGAGUAAUUUCACGUAGGCAUAAUUCGAUGUUACCAAACCUAUCAGUUACUAUUCAUUUCCGGUUUGUUACGUGGAAUUAUUCACCUCAAAAUGUGUAAAUUUUUACAUUCCAUCUCAAUAUCUAAAAAUAUCAUCGGUAACAUUUUUAUAUCGCGCGUUACGUUUAAUUUUAUAUUUUUUUAUACUUGAGAAUCUCAAAAAAAAUCUCAUCGAUGUAAAUAAAAAAGUCUUCGUUCAUGUAACCGGCUUCGAUUUAAAUUAAAAAUAGAAACAUUUAAAUUAGAAAUGAACUCGUUUUCUAGUCAUUUUAAAGUUAAACCAAUGAUGAAACAUGACAAAUAAUGAUCUCAAUUUUAAAGAAGAAAAAAAUACUCGUUUUAAAAUUGUUUUAAAAACAGUCACUAAAUUAAUUUUUGCACAGUUACGAUCGUUUUUUCUACAUACCUAUACAUUUUGUAAUUAAACGUCGAGCUUUUUACAGAACAUGUUUUUUAUCUAUUGCUCAAAUUCGUGUUCAUAAGUCGCUUCAACUCUUUGUACCAACCUUGAUGAACCCUUUGUGAACAAUGCUCUGUAAUUUUUGGUUAAUUCUGAAAUGUAUUGUUUUAUGUACUUUUUAUGUGACCGGAUAAAUGAACAAUUACAAUGCUAUUUGAAUGUUA